Messenger RNA from Lachnellula hyalina, 1917 nucleotides. Its product is annotated as Non-hemolytic phospholipase C. Gene Ontology annotation, molecular function: hydrolase activity, acting on ester bonds. The transcript is spliced from 10 exons. The record is from RefSeq and is a predicted model, not a curated record. Lineage: Eukaryota; Fungi; Ascomycota; Leotiomycetes; Helotiales; Lachnaceae. Bases 1 to 1917 code for a protein of 638 amino acids.
AUGAAAGCAGCUUUAAUCUUCAUACACGCUGCCACAGUUUCAGCAGGCUCUUUAAAAGAUAUCAAACAUGUCGUUCUGUUCAUGCAGGAAAACAGGGCCUUUGACCAUUAUUUUGGAACCAUGGCUGGUGUUCGCGGUUUCUCCGAUCCGAACGUUCAAGUAAAUGCAGAUGGCAAAAACACCUUUCAGCAAAAAGUUACACCAGAUAUCUCGACCGAGGCAGAAACACUGCUUCCUUAUUACAUAAACUAUCUAGGUGAAAAUUGGACAGAAUCUACACAGUGCACUGGUGCGGGUCAAAAUAGUUUCCAAAACAACCAGGCUUGUCUCAAUAACGACUUGAAUAAUCUAUGGGCGGUCAACAAUACCCCGACAAGUUGGGCCCAUUUUCGGAGACAGGAUCUUCCAGUUCAUUUUUCCAUUGCUGAGGCAUGGACAGUUGCCGACAUGUAUCAGGAAGGUGUAAUUGCUGCAACUGAACCUAAUCGAGUGACAUGGAUGACAGGGAGUGUCAAUUGUCCAGGCGGACCUCAAACUCCAGAUCAGGGAGGGGCAGUUUUGGAUAAUAAUGGAACGCCAGGGUGUGAGGCUCCUGGAUUUGCGUGUUUCCCGUUCAGCUGGAAGACAGUCCCUGAAUUUCACCAAGAUGCUGGAGUGACCUGGCAAGUCUACCAAGAUGUUGACAAUUUUGGAGAUGAUGCCCUGUCCUCUUUUGUCCAAUACCAGAACGCAGGCCCAGACGAUCCUCUUACUAAAUAUGGGAACUCAUAUCCCGGGCUUGACAAAUUCUACUCUGAUGCUGAAGCUGGCAUUCUACCACAGGUCAGUUGGAUUGUAGGACCUGCUGAGCUGAGCGAGCAUGUGCCUUAUCUCCCACGAGAUGGCGCAUGGUUGCAAAAGAAAGUCGUCGAUGCAGUAGUCCACGGCGCGGCGUAUAAUAGUACGGUGGUUAUGAUUUCGUAUGACGAAACCGGAGGUUGGGGCGAUCAUAUCACCCCUUUCCACUCUUCUCCGGGCACGCCAGGAGAAUGGCUCGAUGACAGACAUACACAGGACCAGGCAUAUCUGAAUGCCUCGCUUCAAUCUGCACAACAGCUAACUCAUCCAGGCUUUCGAGUUCCUUUUUACAUUGUAUCCCCUUGGACACGCGGAGGCAAUGUCUUCACCGAAAUGGCCGAUCACAAUUCCCAGAUUAUCUUUGUUGAGCAAUGGCUUGAGGCUCUCGGCUAUAACGGUGCAACCACAGAUCAAAUACCAGUAUGGCGACGCCAACACAUGUCUACUCUCCUGAAUGCUUUUGACUUUGACCAUCCCGACUACUCGAUAGCCAACCUCGUCGAAGCCAUGACUCCCUCGGAAGACGCAGAUGGCAAUUGGGACGCUGCCUCCAUUUGCCAAGGAAAAUACGGCGACCCCCCAACCAAACCCCCCGCACCUUUUGGGCCUGAGAACGAAAAUUCCGACCCCUCGAAAUUAAGCGAGGAAGGCUUCAAGUCAGUCCGUGGAUACUUGACCGAGGGGCGAUAUCUUGUAUUUGAGAUGAAUCGAUAUGCUGUGACUGCUGGACCGAACGCGACCGAUAUCACUGGUACGGAAGCAACUUCCGAUCAUCGAAGUAAAAAUCAACGGUGGGUUAUCCACGCCACGGGAGGUACUGGUACGGAUGGCGGACAGGGAAGUGGGAGUUUCGUGCUGAGCAGUGCGGCUGAUGGGCGGUUUCUUGCGGACCACACUUCUUUGGCUAAGGAUAGGUCUGGCGCAGAAACAUAUACCAUCGCAGAUAUGGGUAAUGGCAAGGGGUAUUCCCUGAUGAAGGAGAAUGGCAAGUAUCUAAGUAUCAACUUAAACGGGACGAUUGAUAUUGUUGGCAGCUGUGCUAAAGGAUUCCAGAUUUUCAGUGUUACUUACCAGUCGUAG